AUGAGUCGUACGCCUCGAAAUGAGGAUAUUGCUCUAAUGGAUAUUAAUCCUCUGGAUAAUCGAAUCCCAACAACUGAUCAAGCCGUGCAAAGUCCACCAGGAGCAAAUUCUACCAACAGCUUUUUCUGCCGCGGUGGCUUGAUUCAGGUUUGUACCAAGACGCGUGAGAAUUGAUCACUACGCCGAACAGUUGCACAACGUGUCUUAUCACUAGAGCCCAUCACUAAGAAUAACUGCCGAGACAAACGCGAGACUCUGGCGGUACAUUGACGAGCUCGCAAACAUCUCGCUUUUUUUCUCGCGCCAGUCUCGCAUUUUUCUGGUCGCGAGCUCGCAUUCUUCUCGGCGCGACCUCGCAUUCUUCUUGCAUUUCGGAAAUUUUCAAAUUGCGAGAGAAAUGCGAGCUCGCGCCUAGAAAAGUGCAAGCUCGCGCCCAGAAAAAUGAGAGACCGGCGCGAGAAAAAAGCGAGAUUUUUGCGAGUUCGUCAAUGUACCGCCACCGACCUCGCGUUUAUCUCGUCAGUUAUUCUUAGUGAUUCCGUCCCCAUUUGUCACGUUUUUUUUUCACUUAUGAGCUACAGAUGAUUCACGGCUAGCUUGGGACGCAAAAAGGCGUGGCCUGUCUGCACUCUCCACCAACCAGGGAGGCGCCGCUAUUUCUAGACCAGGGGCGUGGCUUUGCCUCACCGUAAUCAUGUGCGGUGGCGCGCACAUGCCUACUUUUCCUCAGUCAUUUACUUUAUAUUUCCUCAUUUUUUUUUUCAUUUUCUUUUUCAUUCUUUUAAAGGAUUUACUUUGGGACGCGCAGCAUUCUUACGAAUACUGGUGUGGUACCUUUAAUGACUGAGGGUGAAAAAACUCCCUGUAAGAAAAAAAAAUUGCAACGCUAUAGCUGUUUCACAGACACGAUAAUGCACGAGACAGUGCCUGUCUCGUGGAGAGCGCAGACAGGCCACGCCCUAACUAGCCAAAUACAAACUACAUGUGUUUCACGAAAAAAUCUUGUGAUGAAUCUCGUCAGCGAGCUAAAAAAUAUUUCUCUUUCCCUCUCUUUUGAAAAACAAUUCAGUUCUUCGAAAAUAAAAAAAAAAUGACUUCGUCAAAGAAUCUUUUUUUCAGAAGGUCUCCUUCGCGUUUUUACUGAUUUUUCUGGCUUUUCUUGUUUAUGUGAUUUAUUCGGCUCGUCAGCCUACUUCGCUUCCUUUUUCGUCUUCUACGUCGCUUCCUGCGACGGAUCAAAGUACACACUCACACUCAGAAGACGACGAAUGGAUAGAAGAUGAGCCCUACAGACACAUUUGCAUUGAUCAUCAUUGGCAUGAAAUCGAAUACGGUUGCAGAAAAUACCACAACUCGACGCCUCGCUGUGAUUUGAGCGGUUCGUUUUCGAAACAUUCAAACAGUGGAUCUUCGUUUCAGCAGAAGAAGAUACACAAUUGCUGGGAGCGCUCCGAGCAUGUUGCGAGGCGGGACAAGCGUGUUGGUCCUUAGCAAUGCACAAGUACUGCUGCCAAGUGAAACCGUGUGACCAUCAUAAAUGCAGAAACCCAGUGAGUUAUCUUUCUCAGACUUUGAUCCUUGAAAGAAACCAUUUUGAAAGCAAUGAGUAAAUUUUAUUCAUUGCAGAUGCCAGCAAAUGGGACCAGUCUUGUUGCCGAGGCGAUCCUGAAGAUACACUUACAGAAGCAAGAAGACGGAGGAGAAGGGAUCUUCAGCAGAAAAAUCUUCACGCAAAAGCAGAAAAAACUGAUUGUCAAGUUGCACGAGGUUUUGAACACCAAGGACUUCACCCUGGUGCGCGAAAUCAUGGAUGACAGCACUUUGAUCAUCUACAACAACGAAGUUGUCCGAUCACCGAGUUAGUUAUAAAUCUCCUUAUUCUUUUGGCGAAGCAUUUUCACCCUUUUUAAAACAAAAUGCAAAAUUUUCAGCGAAGUUAACCAGCUUUUUGGACUUGAGCACGGUGAAAGAACAUAGAAUUCACGUUAGUUUUCCGAAAAAGUUCCAAAAGAGUCGUGAAUUUUCAGUUUUUUAUCGAUGGCGUUGAACAAUCAUCGCAACAAGAGCACGCGCCUGUCGAUUUCACAGGAUUCAUGUGCACUUACAUUCCCAUCUGCUCCGAGUUUCAAGCAACCUUCAAAUGGGUAAAGUUAUCGCACGAAUCAUCCAAAAUCAUCGACAAUUUUUGCAGAGUCCAAAGAGGAACGACUACCUCGUAAGCAAAUUCAAAAACAACAAGUCCAACGUGAAGCCGAUUAUCGACGAUUACCCAUAUUGGGGCGGAGAUGAAUAA
This is a messenger RNA of Caenorhabditis auriculariae, 2293 nucleotides long. NCBI's taxonomy places the organism in Eukaryota, Metazoa, Nematoda, Chromadorea, Rhabditida, Rhabditidae. The record is from the annotation of a GenBank genome assembly.